Capsicum annuum is the source of this 456-nucleotide messenger RNA. RefSeq lists its product as uncharacterized. The record is from RefSeq and is a predicted model, not a curated record. The transcript has 3 exons. Gene Ontology annotation, molecular function: nucleic acid binding; zinc ion binding. NCBI's taxonomy places the organism in Eukaryota, Viridiplantae, Streptophyta, Magnoliopsida, Solanales, Solanaceae. Bases 1 to 456 code for a protein of 151 amino acids.
AUGGAUAUUUCUCAGCUUGUGAUUUAUAUGCAGCAAGUUGAAAAAGAGAAGAAGAAGCAAGAUGAAAUUGAGGAGAAACAGAGUAAGAAGUUUUGCUACUCGAAUCAGGGUGGAGGUCAGCAGCAAAGUGAAAAGUGUUGGUCCCAGGGCAACGUGCCUAGUCUCAUGCUAGUAAAGGAAGGGAGGAACAAGUGCAGUCAGGUGCAUUGUAGUAUUUCUGAAGAAGGGAGGAACAAGUGCUUUAGAUGUAGUCAGAUUGGUCAUAUGCAGAGAGAUUGUCCUUUUAGGGUUGCUUCUGGGGAAAACAAGAUUCCAAUUACGGAUGCAUUAGUUUCUGCACCAAAAGGUGUUACUUCUGCUUCUGGUUCAAUCACUGGUCAAAACUGUCUCUAUGCCCUCACUAGUCAUCAGGAGUUCGAGGCAUCCCCUGAUGUUGUUACUGUCCUGACAUUUUAG